Colletotrichum higginsianum IMI 349063 is the source of this 357-nucleotide messenger RNA. RefSeq lists its product as uncharacterized. The coding region runs from base 1 to 357 and encodes 118 amino acids. The transcript has 2 exons. The record is from RefSeq and is a predicted model, not a curated record. NCBI's taxonomy places the organism in Eukaryota, Fungi, Ascomycota, Sordariomycetes, Glomerellales, Glomerellaceae.
AUGCAGAUCAAGCCUCUCCUUCUCCUCUUUGCUGCUGCGGCCCCCGUUUUCGGUGCUACUACCGCGGACGUCGACGAUGUUGUAGCCAACGUUGAGGCCUUUGAAACGACAAAGGAAACCUACGAAAGUCUUGCCGAGAUUGCUGCCAAGGGCCGCGAAGCAGCUUCCGAGUCCUCGGGGCUCACGAAGCGAGCAUGCCCGCCCCAAUACAAGGACUGGGGCACAUGUAUUCAGGCCGAGGGCCAACAGUGCAUCCUGGGGUGCGUCGGGCUCAUCAGGCGUCCUGCGCAGCACCGCUCCUGUAUGCUCCGGUGCCCGAAUGUCUCGCUCAUCAACUGCGACCGUAUCUGCAACUGA